This is a messenger RNA of Conger conger (European conger), 10704 nucleotides long. RefSeq names its product protein tyrosine phosphatase receptor type Q (gene ptprq). The transcript is spliced from 61 exons. NCBI's taxonomy places the organism in Eukaryota, Metazoa, Chordata, Actinopteri, Anguilliformes, Congridae. Gene Ontology annotation, biological process: protein dephosphorylation. The record is from RefSeq and is a predicted model, not a curated record. Gene Ontology annotation, molecular function: protein binding; protein tyrosine phosphatase activity. Bases 1 to 10344 code for a protein of 3447 amino acids.
AUGUCACAGGUGGCGAGCCUGGCUUGCUCCAAAGUGCCGGGAUUUGUGGAGGUGCAGGUGGAUUUCGACCCGUCGCCGAGUUCCUCCCUCAGGGUGGAGGUCACGGCCUCCAGCGCCUCGUUCAGCUGGCGGAGCCCGGCCGGGGAGCACGGCUGCUCUCUGAGGCUCAGCGGCCACCUGUGGAAGGUGCCGCCUCACAGGAACGCGUACCGCCUCACCGGCCUGCGGCCCGCCACCCUCCACAACUUCACCGUGGAAUUUAGGACCCGCGUCCCGGGCCUCGACGUCACGCUCACCCGGAGACUGAACGUGCUGCUUGAAACAGCGCAUUGCCCGGCAGGCUGGGUGCACUCAGACAGCAGCUGCUUGAGAGCUUGGAGGCGGGGCCGCCCGUGGGUGGAGGCGGGGCGGGCCUGCAACGCUGCAGCUUCGGGGUCUCACCUGGCCGACAUGGAGAGAGAGGAGGACUUCCUGUUUAUCUCCUCUUACCUGAGGGCGCUCAACCACAUGGUGCUGGUGUGGACAGGUCUGAAUGACCUGCAGCAGGAAGGACAACUGCGAUGGACCAAUGGCGUUGCCUACAGCCUGAGCAGCACAGUGACAUCAUCCUUGCCAGCCAAUCAGACAGACUGCUUUGCCCUGCAGAUGAACGCAACAAGUCCCAGUUACUUUUUCACUGGAUUCUUCUGCUACAUGCCCCUGCCAUACAUGUGCCAGUACAGAUUUCCCUCAGCCCCGCCGCGCUUUGCCUUGGUGCUGGAGGCGGUGCGGGAGACGGAGGCUCUGAUUGGCUGGAGGGACGACGUGGAGGACUGGAGGCAGACAGGGGGCGCCGCGGAGCUGUUCCUGCAGUACCAGGAGGACGCGCCCGUCGACCUGCCCCGCGUCAGGGAGGUGCAGCCGGGCAGCCGCGGGACGGCCGUGCGGGACCUCUCACCCGGGCGAGCCUACCUGUUCUCCCUCAGAGCCAAACACCGGAGCGGAGCCACCCAGAUCCUGGGCUCGGUGCUCAGGGUCCUCACGCGACCCAGCCCUCCUCAGACUCUCGCUGUGAGCAGAGUCACCCCGACAGAACUGGCUGUACAGUGGACCGCCCCUAACUCCUCCCACAAUGCCCUGUUCCACCAAUACCAGCUCAGCUGGGAGGAUGCGGUCACAGGUGCGAGGCGGAGUCUGGCGGUGCACAACCACAUCACGUCAGCUGUGAUUGGAGGGCUAAAGCCGUACCACGCUUACGCCGUGAGCGUUCAGACCUCAACAGAGAGGGGCGUCACCAGCUGUGGGACUGCGUCCCUGACUGUGGUGACAGAGGUCGGAGAGGACAACGUGACAGUCCUGUGGGACCCGCCACAGGGAGAGGGGGUCGAUGGGUAUUUCGUGCAGGUCAGAGCACACGCUGAGGCAGCCGGCCCCAGGGAGUUCUGGGUAAACGACUCCCUCAGCUAUCAACUGAACGCCCUCACUCCAGGCAGGAAGUAUGAAAUCGGGGUGGCGGCGGUGAAGAGGGGCAACAGGAGUGAGGCGACGACCAUCCUGCACACGCAAAGGCCCAGAGCGGUGGAGGCGGUGCUGCCGUAUGAACUGGGCAGCCACCAGGUGGCGCUGUUCGUGCAGAGGCCGGCGGUGGGGGAGCUGGACGGGUUCACCGUGCUGUGGAAGGGAGGCAGACAUUUUCACCCUCUGUCUGAGGGGGAGGGCAGAGUCACCAUCCCGGGCCUGAGCCCCGGGACCGUGUAUCGCUUCUCCGUCUACAGCAGCAGCUACGGCGUCGACAGCACUGCCUACAGCGUCUCAGCAGUGCACACGAGCCUGGUCGCUCCGGCUGCCCUUUGGGAAGGUGCGGUGACAGACUCCUCCGUGGAGAUCCUGUGGGACAAACCAGAAGGACCACGCCAGAGCUAUGAGGUCAUCUGCAGCAACUGCUCUGCUGCUGUGCAGGUGCAGAAGGUGUCUGAGGAGCGAGCCGUGUUUCGGGGCCUGGCUCCCGGACAGCCGUUUAAUUUCUCCGUUCACACGGAGAAGGAGGGGUUUGCCGACAGCCCUCACGUGUUCCGCAACAUCAGAACAGCUCCCAGAGCCCCGAAAUGGCUGUCACACAGUAAGACCCACACCUCUGUGACGGUCCGCUGGUUGCUACCUCCUGGGGUGGUCGAUGGCUUCGUCCUGUCCAUCGCAAACGGCACUUACAAAAUGGCGGAAAACUUCACAGCUUCGGACCAGAGAAUGCACCAGUUUUUAGGCCUCUCACCUGGCAGUGACUACAGGGUGGAUUUAUUCAGCAGCAGUGGGGAGAAGAUGAGUGUCCCCGCCACUUUAAACCUGACUACAGCCCCAGCUGUGCCUGAGGACCUGACCCUCAUCCAGCAGAAUGAAGACUCCAUGUUUGUCACCUGGAGACCGCCCCAGGGACUGGUGGAGGGAUACCAGCUGGGCUACGGGGUCUCAGCCGCACAGGUGACCCGGAGGAAGCUUCGAGCCACGGAGGGCAACACCAGCGUGGAGAAGCUGACCCCGGGGGCCGAGUACCAGUUCACUCUGCGCUCCUUCAGGGGGGAGGAGACCAGCGAGCCGGCCUCCCAGCACGUCCUCCUCCGGCCUGCGCGGGUCUGCUGCGUGUCUCUGAUGCACGUUAACUCCUCGUCCGUGGGCUUGGCGUGGGAGCCGGCCGAGGGCCAGUUUGACCACUACCGGCUGACGAUGACCGGCGCCUCCGCGACGCGGGAGGUGACCCUGCCCAGGGAGAGCCUCUCCUACACCCUGUCCGGCCUGCGGGACGGCUGCACCUACAACCUGACCGUGGGCCGAGUCAGCCGCGCGGUCAGAGGGGCCGCGGCCCGGCUGACCGUGACCGCAGUACCAGCGAAGCCCCAGGCUCUGCGUGUCUCCAGCGUUUCCUCUCACAGCUUCUCUCUGCGCUGGGCUGGACCGUCCGGCUGUGUGGACCGAUACCACGUGGACCUGAACCCGGCCCACGGCCAGGUCACAGUGCACCGCAUGGAGAACGGAGAGAUACAGUCUGCCUGUAGCCGGCCGAGCCCUCGCGCCAGAACCGCCAUGCCCUCCACCGCCGCGCUUGUGCUCAGGCUCUCCCUGCUCGCGGCUCUGCACCCGCAGCCCGCCCAGGCAGAUGUGGUGUCGGUCACCCCGGGGAUGGCGUACAGCACCGCGGUGUCUGCGGUCGCCUCGUCUGCAUUCAGCCUGCCGGUCAGCCGGUCCGUCACCACGCUCGAGUCCAUACCGGAGCCCCCGACUGGCCUGCUCGGGGAGAAAGUGGGGUCCACAGGCAUCCUACUGGCCUGGACCGAGCCCCCCGGAGUCAAAGGGACGAUUCUCAAAUACAUCAUCAAGUACAAAGAGGUGUGUCCCUACCCGGAGGAGAACUUCAACCAAAUCGCCUCGCUGUCUCAGGAGUUCCUACUGAACACCCUCACCCCGGGGUCCGCCUACAACAUCAAGGUUGCGGCAGAAAAUGGCGCUGGAGUUGGAGUCUUCAGCAAGCCCCUGUUCUUCCAAACAGCAGAGGCUACCCCCGGCCGGGUCGUCAACUUCACUGCGGUUCCUCUCAAUCACUCGGCCGUUAAGGUCAGAUGGUUCCUCCCCAAACUCAUCAACGGGCUCAUCACCAAGUUCUCCGUCCGAGCCAAACUGGUCCGCAGCAACAUGGAGGUCCGCAAUCUGGAGUUGAACGCUGAGGACAUCAUGGACGGAGUGAUACCUCACUGCAACAACGCCGCGGACAUCCUGACUCGGGGCACUCCCAGCCCCUGGGAGAGCUCCAUGCAGACCUCAGCGUCCGCUCCGCCGGUCACUCUGUCGGCCGUGCCGCCCGCCGCCUCCUGGAACAUCCCCAUCAGCGUGGUGGUGGGCCUGCUGCGGCCCUACACCACCUACGUCUUCGAGGUCUCGGCCUCCACCGGCGAAGGAGAGGGUCAGGCUCUAGGCUACAUGGUCCGCAUGCCGGAAUCAGCUCCUGAGGAUCCACCACAAAACCUGUCUGUGGUGGACAUCACCUCCAAAUCCUUCCUCCUGACCUGGGACCCGCCCACCAUCCCCACGGGGCGUUUCUCCUACGUCCUCGAGCUGAACGGACCCACCGGUUACCUGUAUGAAAACACCACCGGCGAGAUGGAAAUGACGUACGACGGUCUGCUCCCGUACAGACGGUACCGGGUACUGGCUCGAGCGGUGUCCAAUUCGGAGUUAGGCCCGGAAGCAGAGAUCAGAGUGCUCACUCCUGCUGAAGCACCCAGUGCCGUGAUGGAGCUGCUUGCCACAGCAGUAGAUGCCACUUCAGUGGAGGUGUCCUGGAGAAGCCCCGCCCAGCCCAACGGACUCAUCACACAGUACAAGAUUCUGGUUCUGGCCCACGCAACAGUAGUCCAGAACAUAACUCUCAUCGGACAGGAUCUGAACGAGACGGACUCUGAGGGCGACGGAGCGUCGCAUCGCGGCAAGCGGGACACCUCCGUCGCUCUGCUCCGCCGCUUCCGAAGAGACGCCCACACCGCGCCCACCGAGCCCCCGGCUGGGGUCACCUCUGCCUACUUCCUGUCCCCUUCCGGCGUCACUAACCAGCCUGGCACAGCGACAGACAGCACCAACCCCACGGCCGCUGCCCCAAUCACCUCCACCCCGCCCGUCUCUGACGCCCCAGUCACCUCCACCCCGCCCAUCUCUGACGGCCCAAUCGCCUCCACCCUGCCCGUCUCUGACGCCCCAAUCGCCUCCACCCUCUCUGCGACCGCUUUCCCCUCCGGCUCCGCCCUCUCCCUCAGCCCCGCCCCCGACAGCGCGUCGUCCCUCCCCUGGCUGACGGACUCCACCCCCGGCACGGAGCUCCAGACCCCGGGCGCCGCCGCCCUGACCCACCCCGCCGAACCCUCGCCCGCGGGGGGAGACGAGGUCUCGCCGGCCGGCCCCCGCGGCUCCAGCCCCGCCCUGCCGCGCUCCACGCGCGCGGCUGUCACCGCCGACGUCCCGGCCUCCGCAGCCGCCAUGGUGUCCAGCACGGAGGUGAUCGACGUCUCCGCCGAUAACAUCUCGUACGUGGUGACCAACCUCAGCCCCUUCACGGAGUACACCUUCAGCGUCUCCGCAUUCACCACGGUGGGGGAGGGCCCCCUCGCCCAGACCACUGAGAAAACCAGAGAGCAAGUGCCGAGUUCAGUACAGAACGUCUCCUACCAGAACAUAAGCUCCUCCUCCAUCCUGCUGUCAUGGGAACCGCCAAUCAAUCCCAACGGCAGGAUCACGCACUACACCGUCUACGCGCUGGACCUGGACACCAAGGAGGCCUUCCAGAGAGCCACCAACGGGACCAGCAUAGUCCUCUCAGAACUGAAGAAGUACGGCAGUUACAAGCUCCGCGUGGCGGCCUCCACAGCCGAAGGACAGAGCUCCCUCUCGGAGGAAGACGACGUCUUCGUGGUCACGCUGGAGGACGAACCGGACUCCCCGCCGGUCAACCUGUCGGUCGCCAGCGUCAGCGCCUCCUCCGCCACGAUCACGUGGUCCCCCCCGGUCCUGGCCAACGGGGUCAUCCAGUUCUACGAGAUCCAGUACCGGAACUCCACCAUGAGCGCGACGGUCAACUCCACGUCCCCCAGCGUGUCCCUGGAGAGCCUGAAGCCCUUCUCCUUUUACAACCUGACCGUGAGAGCGUUCACCAAGCGCGGUCACGGCGACCAGACGUCCGAGGUGCUGGCGGUGCUGAGCGGCGAGGACGUCCCAGGCAGCCCCCCCUUUGGCCUGGCGUACGAGAGCCUGAGCUCCAGCGAGGUCAACGUCACCUGGGAGGCGCCGCUGCUUCCCAACGGCGUCAUCCUGUCCUACAGCGUGGAGUACUGGAACUCCACCCACUUCCUGAACGCCACCACGCCCGCCGCCUCCGCCCGCCUCUCCGACCUGCGCAAGUACGCGCGCUACGGCGUCCUGGUGCGAGCCUCCACCCGCGCGGGCAGCGGCAACCACACCAGCGACGUCCUGAACGUCACCACCCUGGAGGACGUACCAAGCUCUCCCCCACGAUUCCUGAAAACCAAGAAGGUGUCGGACAACCAAAUAGAGUUGUUCUGGUCGCCCCCACUUGAGGCCAAUUCCGAAAUCCUGUACUACAUCGUCUCUGUAUGGAACGAGACUUCCAUGUCCACCUACAACGUGACGGUCACGUCUGUGAUCCUGGAGGUGGACGAGGACAGCCAGUACAAUGCCACCGUGUCCAGCUGGACCCGUCUAGUUCCGACCGAUCCCCCCCAGAACGUGUCCUACGUCAUUCUGAGCCCAACCUCCAUACAAGUGCGGUGGUCCCCUCCCACCCAGCCGAAUGGGGUCAUCGAGUUUUACACCAUUUACUACACUGACAAUUCCACUGUACUCGCUCAGAGAGUCAAUGUCUCGGAGGGGCCCCCAGGGGGCGCCGAGUCCCAGUUCUCGGCUGUGCUCGAGGGCCUGUCCAAAGGCACAGAGUACAGUGUGUGGAUGAGCUCCAGCACCCCGCACGGCGAGGGCGACGCCCGCAGUGACAUCGUCAACCUCUACACCAUGGAGGACGUACCAGACGGGCCCAUCUACAACCUGACGGCGAAGAACAUCAGCUCCACCAUCGUCCUGGUGACCUGGGAUCCGCCCCUGUCGCCCAACGGCAAGGUGACCUACCACCUGAGCCUGGAGGAGGAGCACAAGACUCAGCUCAGCUCCAACGAGACCCUCAGAGAGACCACCACCGAGCUGGCCUACCUCUUCACCAAGCGGAGGAAGUACACCCUCUACAGGCUGACGGUGACACCGGCCACGUCUGCUGGCUCCGCCGUGAACAGCACCAGCGUGUUGUACCUUAGGACACAGGACGACGUGCCCAGCUCUCGUCCCAUCUUCAAGUCCAGUCGGAACGUCUCGUCCUCCUCUAUCUAUCUGUCCUGGCUUCCUCCGCUGGAGCCCAACGGCAUUCUGACAGAGUACAGCGUGGUGCUGCAGGGGCCAGGGGGGGCCAACACCACCCUCACCCCCAGCACCAGCUUGACCCUCACGGGCCUGCUCGCCUUCAGCCCCUACAACGUCUCCAUCGCCGCCGGCAACAGAUGGGGCCUCGGCCCCUCCCUCACGCUGCUGCUGCACACCGACGAAGCAGGCCCCGCUGCUCCGCCCAGGAGGCUGAGUGUCUAUAACCACACCGCCAGCUCCGUGUGGCUGGUGUGGGAGGCCAGCCCGGAGCCCAACGGCCUGGUGCAGUUCUACGGGUUCAGGAUCCUGGAGCUCCGCAGGCAGGCUCUGACCUUCCAGAAUUCCUCUGGGCCCUCCACGCGGGCGGAGCUGACGGGGUUCCGGCCGCACAGCGUGUACGAGAUCAGCGUCAGCAGCUUCACCAGGGCGGGCAAUGGGAACCAGUACAGCGACCCCGUCACCUUCACAACCAACCAAUCAGUGUCGGAGGCCGUGAGGAACCUGUCGUGCAGUGGGCGGGGCUGGGACUCUGUGUUUCUGGAAUGGGAGGGGCCGGACGAGCCCAACGGCGAGCUGACCCACUACCUGGUCCGGUACGGGGAGGAAGAGGAGGAGGAGGAGGAGGAGAUCGAGCCCCAGGCUCUGUGGCACACACUCAGCGGGCUGCAGCCCCACACGCACUACAGCUUCCUGCUGAUGGCCGUCAACUCCGCUGGGCCUGGGGACGGGCUGUCCUGCAACGCCAGCACAGAGCCCGAAUCAGUGCCCGGGCCCCCGCGCCACCUCAACGUGACCCGGGUGGAGCCCACCGGCGUGACCCUGAGCUGGGCGGCGCCGGAGAGCGUCCCGGGCCGGCUGCAGGAGUACAGGGUCCGGGCGCAGCUGCUGUCCGGGGACUGCCAGGCCUGGGGGCCCCCCGCCUGCGUGGGGGCGGAGACGCUGGCGUACGCCAACGGCAGCGCGGAGGAGCUGGCCCUGGAGUCUCUGCGCAAGUACAGCCGGUACCGCUUCAGCGUCUCCGCGCGCACGGGGGCCGGGUACGGAGACGGGUCCCCCUGGGUCACCACCCGCACCCUGCCCGGCGACCCUGAUGUCCCUCCUCGCUCUGUCUCUGUGACGGCCUCAUCCACCGCGGUAAAGAUUGAGUGGGAGGAGCCUGAGCAGCUGGCAGGCCCCACCUCCUAUCUCAUCCACAUCGUGGAUGGGCCGGGUGUUAACCAGACCCUGGAGGUCGACCCUGAGGAGAAGCAGGCCGUGACAGUGUCCAACCUGACUGCCUACACGGUGUACCAGGUGACCGUGCUGGCGUUCACAGGCAACCGCAGCACAGCCUGGCAGUCCGGCAAGGCCAGUGAGCCCGUGUUCAUCAGAACCCAGGAGGACCAACCGAAAGACCCCCCCAAAAACGUGACCCUGGAGUUGAUCCCGGAGGAGGUGACCAGUGUGUAUGUGACCUUCUCUCCACCCGCCGAACCCAACGGGAACAUCAGCGGCUACCAAGUGAGGAUCUACAGAGACGACCAGCUGGACUUCCAGAUCGCCAAGCUGCCCAUCAUCCGCACCCGAAACCAGACCAUCACCGGGAUGAUCAAGGGCCUGAAAGGAGGCUACAAUUACAGAAUAGUGAUCUCUGCGGUGAAUGGGGCCGGACUGGGCCCCAGUUCAGAGGUCGAACUCACAACUGAAAUCACAGCUCCCCCGAAGCCUACCCAAAAGCCACAGGUGGCCGUGGACAAACACGGGGUCCUCCUGGUGACCGCCAGGACCAUGACCAUCAUGGUGCCCACGUGCUUCUUCUCCGACAGGAACGGGCCCAUCCAGAAGCUCCAGGUCAUCGUGGCGGAGGAGUGGGUUAUGGAUGACGGAAACUUGACCAACUGGAAAAACGCCUUCAACUACAGGCCGGCGCCCUACCUGACGGACGAGGGUUUACCGAAUCCCACCUGCUUUGAGGACGUGGCCCGCAGAGCCCCCAACGUGGACACCUACAUCAUCGGAGAGGACGACAGCUGCAUGGCGCAAGAGGACAAUGCCCUCUGCAAUGGGCCCCUGAAACCCAAAACCCCCUACGUAUUCAAAUUUCGAGCGGUGAACAGCAAGGGUCAGUUCACGGAUUCGGACUUCUCGGAGCGCACCAGAACCACAGGCGGCCACCAGUUGACUCGGGACGAGGAGAUCAUCCUGGGGGUGCUGCUGUCCUUCUUCCUGGCUGUGCUGCUCAUCCUCAUCAUCUACGCGUCCGUACGAAUCCACCAGAAGCAGAAGGAAGGGGGCACCUAUUCGCCGCGCGAGGCCGAGAUCAUCGACACCAAGUUCAAGCUGGACCAGCUGAUCGCCGUGGCCGACCUGGAGCUGAAAGAGGAGAACCUGAACCGGUACUCCUCCUUUUUCUUUAGACGGAAGGAAAUAUUUGUCAUCCAGCUUCUCAGUUAUAGAAAAUCCCUCAAGCCGGUUAAUAAGAAGUCGUUUCUGCAGCACGUGGAGGACCUGUGCGCCAAUGAGAACGUCAAGUUCCUGGAGGAAUUCUCCGAACUCCCCAAACUGCUGCAUGACCUGGCCACCUCGGACGCCGACCUGCCCUGGAACCGCUCCAAGAACCGCUUCACCAACAUCAAGCCCUACAACAACAACCGGGUGAAGUUGCUGUCGGAGCCGGGGGUGCCUGGAUCAGACUACAUCAACGCCAGCUUUGUCUCGGGCUACCUGUGUCCCAACGAGUUCAUCGCCACGCAGGGGCCCCUGCCGGGCACGGUGGCCGACUUCUGGAGGAUGGUGUGGGAGACGCGCUCACGCACCAUCGCCAUGCUCACCCAGUGCUUCGAGAAGGGCCGGAUUCGAUGCCACCAGUACUGGCCUGAGGACAACAAGCCGGUCACGGUGUUCGGAGACAUCGUCAUCACCAAGCUGUCAGAGGAAGUGCGUCCGGACUGGACCGUCCGCGUUCUCAAAGUGGAAAGGCACGGGGACUACAUGGUGGUGAGCCACUUCAACUUCACGUCCUGGCCGGAGCACGGCGUGCCCGAGUCCAGCACCACCCUGAUCCAGUUUGUGCAGGCCAUCCGCGGACACAGGGAGCAGGACAACACCACCAUGGUGGUGCACUGCAGUGCGGGCGUGGGCAGGACAGGCGUGUUCAUUGCGCUGGAUCACCUGGUGCAGCACGUGCGGGACCACGACUUCGUGGACAUUUACGGGCUGGUGGCAGAGCUGCGGAGCGAGAGGAUGUGUAUGGUGCAGAACCUGGCCCAGUACAUGUUCCUGCACCAGAGCACGCUGGACCUGCUCAACAGCAAAGGGAACAGCCAGUCCGUGUGGUUCGUCAGCUACUCCGCUCUAGAGAAGAUGGACUCCCUGGACGCCAUGGAAGGCGAUGUUGAACUUGAAUGGGAGGAAACAACCAUGUAGGACUACUUCUGUCUGCUUCCACUUCAUCUUCAGUGACUGAACUGUUUAGAGUCUAUGCAUCGGGACCGUGGCUGCCAAAAAGACUGUAUAUAUUAUUCCAUUAAAGCUCUCUGCUGUAACACUGCCCUGUCAAACACUUCAGACAACAACGAAUCUUCCUUUUGUACAUGAACUUCCGCGUAUUUAAAACAGUGAGAUAUGCACUGACAACUUCAGCUCUUUGUACUUCCUAUACAAAUUCAGAUAUUAUUAUGAUUAUUAUUAUUACUGUUGUUGUUAUUAUUAUUGCUGUUGGUUGAGUUGUUGUGAAUGUAUUGCGUUUUGUAAGAUAAAUGAAGCCAAAGGAGUCCGUGUGUCAGG